Molecule: messenger RNA, 2322 nt
Organism: Maudiozyma saulgeensis
Lineage: Eukaryota; Fungi; Ascomycota; Saccharomycetes; Saccharomycetales; Saccharomycetaceae
Source: the annotation of a GenBank genome assembly
AUGUCAGACUCUACUGAUUUAGCUAAAGCUGCUGAAGAUUUUGUUGAUCAAUUAAGUGGUGACAUAGUUGUUGAUCCAGCUAUUGCGGAGGAGGGUGCUACUAAGGAGAAUGAUGGUGAAGCGCAAGAAUCUAGUGGUCAGAAUAUUAGUUCAACUGAAGAAAAGGAACAAUUAGAAAAUGAUGAAGAGGAUAAUUCAAAGAAACUUCCUUCGAAUAAAGAAACCGAAAAUACUUCUUCAGAAAUUUUAGAUGGUAAAAAAUUUUUCAUUAAUCGUGAUGCGGAUGCUCAUGAUUCUACUACUGAUGUAGAUAAAUUAGAGACAUUAAUUAAAGAAAAUGGUGGUGAAUUAUUAGAAAAGAUUCCUGAGGAAACCACUGACGAUAUUAUUGUGGUCUCACCAUACAAUGAUACUAAAUUACCAACAGUCACCCCAACUUAUAUCAAAGAAUGUAUUAAGAGUGGUAUAUUAUUGGAUAUGAAGAAUUAUCUAGUUCCAUAUGAUGAAUUUCGUGCAGUGAUCGAUAACCAAUUACAAACUCCAUAUAAUAAUGAGGAUGGCGAAAUUAAGGAAUCUCAAGGAACCUCUAAUGGUAUUAACGUUGAAACCACUGAAAAGUCAGCCCAAUCUUCUUCAACAAAUGUUAAUAACAAUAAUGGUGAUGACGAUGAUGAUGAUAAUAUUGAUGAUGAAUUAAAAUUGUUUCAUGAUGCUGUUGAUAACUCUAAUUCAUUAUCACAGCCUUUGGUACAAGUUGAAAAUCCAACAUCAUCACAACAGCAAAAUAAUAACGUAGGACAACACAAUUCUCAAAAUGUAUCUUCUCAUUACAUGACACAAGAUCAUGAUAUAAUUCGGGCUAAUCUUCCAUCUAAUAAUAAAGCAGCAUUUACAGAAGAUGAAGAUGAAUUCAUCUUAGAUGUUGUUAGAAAAAAUCCAACUAGAAGAACUACACAUACUUUAUUUGAUGAAAUUUCUCAUUAUGUACCAAACCAUACUGGUAAUUCUAUUAGACAUAGAUACCGUGUAUAUUUGUCCAAGAGACUAGAAUACGUUUACAAAGUUGAUGAAUUUGGAAAAUUGAUCCGUGAUGAUGAAGGAAAUUUAAUUAAGACGGAGGUACUACCACCAUCAUUGAAAAAGAAGUUUACUGCAAAGGAAGAUUAUGAUUUAGCCCAAGCCGUCAAGAGGCAAUUUUAUCGUGAUUUGUUUCAAGUGGAUCCUGAUACAGGUAAAUCAUUGAUCUCCUCAAACGAUACACCUGUAGCUAUUGCAAAAAGAAAGGUUACAAUGGACCAUAACAAUGUUCCAGGUUCUGAGCCAACUUUUGAUAAAUAUCGUAUUGGAGCACGUAGAGGUCCAAUUGCAAGAGAAUUUUUCAAAAUAUUUGGUUCAAAAAAUCCUACUCAUACAGAAAAUGCUUGGAGAGAUAGGUUUAGAAAAUUUUUGUUGGAAUAUGGUAUUGACCAAUAUAUUAGUUACUAUGAUACCGAGAUGGCUGAGAAUAGGGUUCCAGAGCCUAUUAGAAAUAUGACUAAUAGACCAAAGAGAGAAGGAUUACCAACACCAGGUAAUUAUAAUUCAGCAAUAAAGAGAGCUAAGGUCAAUGUUCCAUCUGUCGCACGUGGUGCGUCUCAAACACUUAAUGACAAUGAAUCCGUGUCCUUGGCAGCUGCUGCCGCUGCCGCUGCUGAUCAAAAUACAUUGACUAACCAUCAAAGAAAUUACCCAAUACCUGAAUCUGAUUUGUUGGACGAAGAGACAAUGAACUUCAUAUCUGAUCUGAAGAAUAAUUUGAAAAACAUGGAUAACAAUUUACCGUUCGAAUAUCCACAAGAGAUUGCUGAUGCUAUCAGACAUGAUUUCUCGAUUGAAGAAGCUGAGUUCGAUAAUAUUGAUCCAGAUAGUAUUCCUUUCCCACCUGAUAUUGCCAGUAUUGACCUAUUUUUGCCUACUUUCUUUCAAAUGGCAAGCACGAGAGAAUUCAUGGAUAAGAUUGAGGAUGUUAUAUCUAGAGAUUAUGAACCAUCUCAAGCUGAGAAGUUAGUUCAAGAUUUGUGUGAUGAAGCAGGUGUUAGAAAGACCUUCAGUACAAGUAUUCUAACAGCUUUAUCUGGUGAUCUUAUGGUUUUUCCACGUUACUUCUUAAAUAGUUUCAAACAUAAUGCCAACCCACCAAUGAACGUUCCAGGUAUUUGGACCAGAGAAGAUGAUGAAAUAUUGAAAGGUGGAAAGGAAGAAGAAUUAGCUCUUAUUGAGAAGAAGCACGGUACAGGUAGGAUUGAAAUGAGAAAGAGAUUCAUUGAGAAGGAUUUGAUCUAA